Molecule: messenger RNA, 453 nt
Organism: Prorocentrum cordatum
Lineage: Eukaryota; Dinophyceae; Prorocentrales; Prorocentraceae
Source: the annotation of a GenBank genome assembly
AUGGCGGCCCCGCCUGGCGACGGGCGCAGGCGGGAGCGACUCGCGGACGGCAUGGACCCGUUCACGUUGCGCUUUGUAGAUCCAAUGCGGGAGGCCGGCUACGCGGGCAGCCACCAGGUGCGGCUGGCCCACUACCUGCUGUACUCGAUGGUCGCCGUCAACGUCAUGGGAAUCCCGGUGAGCUUACUGUCCCACAGGUUCUGGGACCACUCCCAGUACCCCACGCGGGAGGCGCAGGAGCUCGGCCAGUGGCAGCUGCUCCUGCUCUCGGUCAUGUUCGUGUCCUUGAGCCUCGCCUGGGGCGCCGGGUACUGCCUCGCCAAGUACAAGCUUGUCGGCACCUUUGGGCUGGAGAUCAUCGUGGUGUCUACGUGCACCUGUUUCAUGGUCGUGAUGGUGCUCGUCCCGAAGCCCAUCAUACAUCGCGCGAGCGUUCGGCCACAGCGACCCUGA